AUGAACAAAACCAACAUUGGGAAUACCUCACUAACAACACCACCACCAACACCACAGGUCAAACCCCGCGUAAACCGUUCCCAAACUGCCGUCGAGACCGCAAAUGUAAAACACUCGAUGAACCCCUUUGACGAACUCUCCAUUGAAGAAGCCGUCCGGAUCCGCGAGAAGAAAUCCCACCACGCCUCCGCCCCACCAGUGGCCUCCAUCACCGCCGUCUCGGCCGGCCCGCCCAAAGCCCAAGAUAUCCUGCGCACCGCCAUGGCCAUGGGCGCCGACAAAGGCAUCCACGUCGUCGUCGAGGAAAAAGACGCGCUCGAACCCCUCGGCGUGGCCAAGAUGCUCGCCAAACUCGUCGCCACCGAAAAAUCCAAUCUCGUCAUCCUAGGCAAACAGAGCAUCGACGACGACGCAGGCCAGACGGGCCAAAUGCUCGCAGGACUGUUGAACUGGCCACAGGCUACACAGGCGUCCAAAGUCACGAUUACCGGGGACGGCGGCGCGGACGCUGCGUCUGUCGAGGUGGUGCAGGAGGUGGAUGGCGGGGUGCAGACGAUUCGCGCAAAGCUGCCCAUGGUGAUUACGACGGAUCUGCGCCUCAAUGAGCCGCGCUAUGCCAGUCUGCCGAAUAUCAUGAAGGCGAAGAAGAAGCCGCUGGAGAAGAUGACGCUCGAGGAUUUGGGCUUGUCCGGGGCCGCGGCCGCGCUGCGGCUCAAGACGGUCAAGGUGUCUGAGCCGCCGGCGCGCAAGGGUGGCGUCAAGGUCGAGGAUGUGGAUGGCAUGAUUGCUAAGCUUAAGGAUUUGGGCGCUUUGUAA
This is a messenger RNA of Plenodomus lingam JN3, 816 nucleotides long. RefSeq lists its product as uncharacterized. Lineage: Eukaryota; Fungi; Ascomycota; Dothideomycetes; Pleosporales; Leptosphaeriaceae. Gene Ontology annotation, molecular function: electron transfer activity. Gene Ontology annotation, cellular component: mitochondrion. Gene Ontology annotation, biological process: amino acid catabolic process; fatty acid beta-oxidation using acyl-CoA dehydrogenase. The record is from RefSeq and is a predicted model, not a curated record.